UACUCGGUAAAAGAAAAAGAAAAAAACAUGUGAAAGUGACAGUAAGCUUUGAUGUUAACAGGUUAAAGAUAUAAGCCUAAGCUAAGUGGAGACGCUGUUGCCAUUUCUGCUCAUUGAGUGAAAGUUCCAUUGGGCGUGGUUUAAUGGAAGGGAUGAAGCAGCUUGCGUACAACACUGCGGUGAAGCUCAUUCUGGCUGCACUCGAACACAACUUGCUCCCUGACUUUGUCACCAGGAGAUAUGGUCGCUUCAUGGCGGCUAACAUCCUUCGCUCUGGCUACAAAUCAUCCUCCGAACUUCAACUCUCCGAUCUCCUUCACUUUGCGCAUUCUCUACAACAGAUGCCCAUAGCAAUCGACACUGAUGAGACAAAUUCUCAACUUUAUGAGUUGCCUACCGCUUUCUUCAAGUUGGUGCUCGGAAACAAACUCAAUUUCAGCUGUUGCUAUUUCCCUUCUGCCUCUAUGACACUGGAUGAUGCUGAAGAAGCAAUGUUGAAACUGUGCUGCGAGAGAUCAAAUUUGAAAGAUGGUCAUACAGUACUUGAUUUGGGAUGCGGUUGGGGAUCACUGGUUUUGUACAUUGCCAAGAAGUACACUAACUGCAGGGUUACAGGAAUCAGCUAUUCGACAACUCAAAAGACUUAUAUUGAGGAGAAGUGCCGGGAUCUUCAGCUGCAAAAUUUGAAUAUUAUAGUUGCUGAUAUUGGCACAUUUGAAAUGGAGGCUUCUUACGACAGAAUAUUUUCCAUAGAAAUGUUUGAGCAUAUGAAGAACUAUAAAGAUCUUCUCAAGAAGAUAUCCAAAUGGAUGAAAGAGGAUAGCCUUUUAUUUGUUCAUAUCAUGUGCCACAAAGCAUUUGCCUACCACUUUGAGGACAAAAAUGAAGAUGACUGGAUUACAAGAUACUUCUUUGCUGGAGCAACUAUGCCUUCUGCAAAUCUACUUCUUUAUUUCCAAGAUGAUGUUACAGUCAUCAACCAUUGGCUAGUAAAUGGGAAACACUCCGCACAGACCAGUGAAGAAUGGCUCAAAAGAAUGGACCAGAAAAUGACUUACAUCAAGCCAAUUAUGGAAUCAACGUAUGGCAAGGAUUCAGCUACCAAGUGGACUGCCUAUUGGAGAGCAUUCUUCAUAGUUGGAGCAGAAACUUUUGCAUAUAAUAACGGUGAAGAAUGGAUGAUUGCACACUUCCUUUUCAAAAAGAAAUAAAAUAAGACCAAACCUAAUCUUUUAAUUUGGCUAUUUAAGAAUGGCGUUAAAAGAAGCUGCUAAACGAGGUUGCACCCUUCAAUGAUGUUGCAUAAUUUUAUCAGUUAACUUGUUUUAAUUGGUUGCUUGUCUGUAUUUUUUCCUGUCUCAAUCCUUUGUCUUCGGCCCCUAAUGUUAUGGUGUAGCCAUUCCAGUCUUGUUUUAUCUUAAAUUUAGGGAAAGUCCAAUUCAACCCUCAGAACUUGGGUCGAAGGGUCAUGCAUGUGCUCCCUGGUUCAUAAACUUUAAAAUAUGCACUUAGACCCCUCUAUUAGAUUUUUUUUCUAUUACCUUGUAA
Molecule: messenger RNA, 1548 nt
Organism: Glycine soja
Lineage: Eukaryota; Viridiplantae; Streptophyta; Magnoliopsida; Fabales; Fabaceae
Product: (S)-coclaurine N-methyltransferase-like
Exons: 8
Coding region: 144-1211 (355 amino acids)
Source: RefSeq, a predicted model, not a curated record